AUGGCUUCGACGCGCAAACCGGGGCAGGUCGCCAGGGGCCAGCCGCGGAAGCUCGCAGCGCCGAAGCCGCAACAGGUGAGCCAAGGCGCCGGCGCCGGCGGGCACACGAUCAUGCUGCUGCAGGAGACGAAGAAUUUGGCGACCCGGACGUGGUCGGAGCACCCUACGCUGCGCCAGGCCCUCGACUACUUUGUCUCGUCGUACGAGCGGCAGCUCAAGGCGCUCAACCCGCAGGCGCGCGAGCUGUCGUACACGGUGGAGGAUCUGCACGUCUACAUUGACAGCAUGGCCGACCUGUCGGCACUCAUCUUCGCGCCCGCCACAAAGCACUACAUGCCGCGCAACAAGACCUACCUCAAGCAGCAGCUGCUGCUGCAGCUGCAGUCUGCGGCGCGAUAG
Messenger RNA from Emiliania huxleyi CCMP1516, 399 nucleotides. RefSeq names its product enhancer of rudimentary. The coding region runs from base 1 to 399 and encodes 132 amino acids. The transcript has a single exon. NCBI's taxonomy places the organism in Eukaryota, Haptophyta, Isochrysidales, Noelaerhabdaceae. The record is from RefSeq and is a predicted model, not a curated record.